Messenger RNA from Auxenochlorella protothecoides, 11523 nucleotides. RefSeq names its product Dynein beta chain, flagellar outer arm. Gene Ontology annotation, biological process: microtubule-based movement. Gene Ontology annotation, cellular component: dynein complex. Lineage: Eukaryota; Viridiplantae; Chlorophyta; Trebouxiophyceae; Chlorellales; Chlorellaceae. Gene Ontology annotation, molecular function: ATP hydrolysis activity; dynein intermediate chain binding; dynein light intermediate chain binding. The record is from RefSeq and is a predicted model, not a curated record. The transcript is spliced from 80 exons. Bases 1 to 11523 code for a protein of 3840 amino acids.
AUGGAGUUAUCCCGCGGCAUCCAGGAGCAGCUGGCCGUCCUCUCCUCCCGCGUCUUCAUUCCCAUGCUGCAAGCCCAAGCCAGGCAGGCGCUCACGGGAGCAAAGCCAUGCGGCGGCACCUGCAUCCCCCCGUCAGCUGCCAGGACCGCUGCCCAGGCGCUGCAGCAGUAUGUCCUGAAAGUGAAUGCGGCAAAGCCCGCCCUGCAGCCGGGGUCCUUCCUCGUCAUCCCGGACCUGGGCAGCGCAGAGCUCUACGAUGGCGCCCCAGACGCCCCCACCCCCGCAUCUCGUGACCUGUUGGCGGCCCUGGAUCAGGCGGCGGGCGCCUGGAUCGGCCAGCUCCGAGAGGCCCUGGCUGCAAUACCUGUGGUACCCAGCGCACAGCGCUGGCCCAGGGCACCCGCGUUCCUGGCCGCCUGGGCCGUGCGCGCGGAGUCCCUGCAGGGCCUCCGUGAUCAGGCGGCCGGCCCCGGUGUGCAGCGGGCGCUGGCGCUCCUCCGCGCCAACGCCAGCCCCCGGCUGCCGGCCCUGGAACGGCUGCUGGCGGAGUUGAGGGAGGCCUGCCCAAAGGCAGCCUCCGUGGCAAGGCACGCUGCCGCGCUUGGUCCGAGGCUAGCAGCCCUCGCCGGCGCAGGGGUGCAGCACCUCCCACAAACCUUCCGCCCGGUCAUGCUCACGGCCAUCCUGAUGUGGCAGCACUGCCCCGACCUGCGCGCCGCCCCGGGCCUCAUGCUGAGCCUGCUGCGGCACGUCACAGACGACAUCGCUGAGAGCGUGAGGCAGGGGACAGAGGGGACCUCCAUCCUGGUCCUGGAAGGCCCCGAAGCGGUGCGCAGGCUGGAGCUGUGCCUGCACGUCCUGGGCACCUGGAAGAGCAUGUACCUGGAAAUGGCAGCUCAACACAGUCGAACCCCCACAAAGGGCGCGAGUAUGUGGCGCUUCCCUCCUGCCACCAUCUUCUCUGGCAUGGACGAGCUGCUGGAGAGGGCCCAUGAUGUCCUUGGUCUGGUUAACAUGGCGGCCCGGUUUGCACGCCUGGAAACCCUGGAGCUGGGAGGGAGCAAGGGCCGCGAAUUGACGGCCAGUCUGCAUGCCAUCCAGACCGAGUUCAAGUCUGUGCUCACCACUAUGCAAGAGGCGCUGGAUGGGUGUGGCACCGUGGCCGCCUCCUUCCAUGUCCUUGGCUGCUUCAGUGCGUGGCUGCACAGGGAGCCGGUGGCGCAGGAGCUCCAGCAUCGCUACGUGGAGCUGGUGUCCAUGUUUGGGAAGGAAGUGGGAGCGGCCGCCGUGGUAUUCCGGGAGCAGCGCUCCUGCCCCCUUGUGGGCCCUGGAAUGGCUCCCUUCUCCGGUGCCGUGGCGUGGUCGCGUGGCAUCCAGGAGCGGAUUCGUGGCGGACACCAGGGCAUGGCCAGCCUGCCUCUGGCCAUCCUGAACAGCAAGGGGGGGCGGGAGGUCCAGCGGGCGUACGGCGAGCUGCUUGCGGAGCUGAAGGCGUUUGAGGCGGAGCAGAUGGAGCUGUGGGAGGCGGAGGUGGAUGUGACCUCUGCCUCUUCCCUCAUGCAGCCCCUGAUCCGGAUGCAUCGCAAUGAGGGCCUCACUCAGGUGGCAGUUAAUUUUGAUCCGAGGAUCUCAGAACUGCUGCAGGAGGUCGCCACCUUUCUGGGUCAACCUGACCUACCCCGCUCCAUACCAGGGACUGCCCUUCAGGUGCAUGCUCAGGCCAGCGUGCUGCAGCUGCAUGUAAGCCAGCUGGAGUCGGUCGUGAAUGCCUGGAACCACAUGCAGGACACCAUGAUCCCUGAGGAGCGGGCGAUUGUGGAUGCCCUGAUAAUCAGGGCCAGGCUCAGCCUCGAGCAAUGCUCCCAGGCAACAAGUGGGCGCAUCCAGGAGAUCUUGGAUGGCUGGUUGGAGCGGCCCCUGUUCGAGAGGAAGGACGGCAAGGUAUUCUCAAACCUUGAGUUGGAUGCAAGCAUGAAGGGGCUGAUGACCAUGCGGCUGGAAAACACUGCAUUCCACAGCUCUGCGGUGGUCAGCAUCCUCUCGGAAGCCGUUGAUUCGCUGAGCAUAAUAAGGGAGAGCCAGCCUUGGAGGGACUAUCUCGCGCAUGUGGCAGGACAAAUGCUGGAGGGGCUGGCUGCUGUCGUUCUGGCCAGCGCCCGACGCCUUUUGGGGGUCAUCUGCAUCCAUGAUGCAGGCCAGCAGUGCGAGGGGAGGGAUUUCCAUGCCGCACUGCAAGCUCAUCCAGCUGUGCAGAGACUGUACGCGGAUGUCACUCUGGCCGCCACAGCCAGCGCAGAGGCAUGCACUGCCUGGAAGGCUGUAUGGACGCCAUUCGAGCACCUCUGGAAGCAGACCCCCAAGAGCGUGCUGCAGGAGUAUUUGGCAGCCGAUGAAGUGCUGGAUCAAGCAGGGUUCUUGUCACGCUUUGAGAUGAAGGUUCAGCAACUGCAUGCCCUAUCUGAGCAGAUCCAGGCCCUCCCGGCCACAUCGACCCUGGGCUGGUUGAGGGUGGAUGCGCGAUUGUUCAAGCAGAGCCUGCUGACUUGUGCCAGCAAGCUGAGCCAUGCAUUCACCCGUCACUUGCAGACUCAGCUGGGCAGGUGCGUCGCCGACAUGAGCGCCUUCAUCACAUCCGCUGCCACCGUGCUGAACGAUGCCAUCGCUGCGCCUGGCGCCGGCUCGGCGCAGCCCUCCCCCGCCCCGUCCCCGUCCAUCAAGCCCACGUCGCGACGCGGCACCGCCAGCCACUCACCCAGCGCAGGCCUGGCUGCCAGCCUGGGGGCCUCCAGUCCACACUCCACCCGCUCCAGCCUCGCCGGCAGCCUGCUGGGGCAGGCCAGGCCGAAGCGGCAGAGCAUCAAGUUGGCCGCCGGGCUGGGGGUCAGGGGCGAGGCGUCCCUCGACUCCGCCAGCCUGUGCACCCCCCGACCACCAGUGUCCGGGGAGAGCAGGAAAGAACGGUACCUGGCCGCACUGCACUGCGGCCAAGAGGUCAGGGCCAGGACCAAGGAAAUUGCAGCUCAGCUGGUGUUUGCCGACGAGUCAGCGGCCCUGCUGGAGAGGAGUGGCGCGGCGCUGAGUGCGGGUGUGCAGAACCAAGUGGAAGCGGUGGCGCGAGAGUGGAGGUCACUGCAGAAGAAGCUGCUGCACAUGAAGGAGGCACUCGCACACUUCAUAAGUGCAGAGACGCAGGAACUGCACAGGGCUGUCAUUGCCUACCGUGCUGAUGUGGAGGCACACAGGAUGCGAUUCACCGCAACAGCUCCUUAUGCCGUCACAGCAGAGCUCACACUCGCCUGUGUUUCGCCGGCGCUGGACGUCCUGCAGGGGCUCGAGCAUGAUGGUGGACCUGAGGGUCUCAUGGGUGUCGGCCGCUCCCUCAAAGCCCGGCAUGACCUGUUGGACCUUCCAUACGAACCUUUGGCCUCCUUGUCAGCUUGCAAGAGUGAGGCAACCGCUUUGAGAGGCAUGUGGGACAUGAUUGCCCGUUUCCUGAGCUCCCACGAGGAGUGGAGGGCCCAGUCUUGGACUGGAGUGGACGCUGAGAGUCUGGGUGAGAUGUGCAAGGCCCAGAGCAAAGAAUUGAAGAGCCUCAGCAAGACGGCCAUUGGUGCUCGCUUUGAGCUACAGACCGGCACCCUGCUGGGUGAAGUGCUAGAUCUGAAACUCCACCGACAUGCUGCGAAGUGCGAGGAGGUCCUGGAGCAAGUGCAGAGGGAGGUGGUGGUCGAAAUGGCACUCGCCAAGGUGGCCUCCAAUUGGGCCGAGCAGCGCGCCACAUUUGUCGACAAGCCGGGACAGGGGGUUGCCCUGCUGACCGUUGCAGAUGCGGUGGUUGAGCUGCUUGAGAACGACACCCUCACGCUGCAGGGUCUUGCGUCCAGCAAGUUUGUUCUGGGGGAUGUCACAUUCCAGGGCGCUGUGCAAGCGUGGCAGCAGCGCCUCAUGACCACAGAUGCGGUGCUCUCCUCCUGGACGGAUGUGCAGCGCCUCUGGCAGGAUUAUCUGGAAACCAAACGUCUGGCGUUCCCCCGGUUCUACUUUGUUGCCCCGGCCGAUCUCCUGGACAUUCUGGCCAAUGCCUCUCAGCCGCAAGCCAUCGUCAGUCCCUUUGCCCUCCUGCUGACAGCCUAUGACGAGCUUGCAAGGGACAGAUGGAUCUUUGAGCACUCGGCACAGACCACCAUCACAGUCUCUCGGACGUACUAUACACACGAGGUGGACGCAGCAUUUGAUGCUCGCGAGGAUGGCAAUGAGAAUGCCCUCAAGGAACUCCAUGCCAAGCUGCAGGCACAGGUGUCGGAGCUCAUCGCCAGGAUCAAUGGCAAGCUGACCCCCAGCGAGCGCCAGAAGCUGAUCACCCUCUGCACGGUGGAUGUCCAUGCAAGGGAUGUUGUGCAGCGUUUGAUCGAGGAGAAGGUCGACUCUGUGAAUGCCUUCCAGUGGCAGAGCCAGCUGCGAUACUACCAGUCUCCCCAGUCCAAGGAGUGCAUGGUCUCCAUCUGUGAUGCUGACAUCGAGUACGGCUAUGAAUACAUUGGCAACUGUGGGUGCCUGUGCAUCACCCCAUUGACCGACCGCUGCUACAUCACCCUGACCCAGGCCCAGCGGCUGCACCUUGGCGGAGCCCCGGCGGGACCAGCAGGGACGGGGAAGACGGAGACCACCAAGGAUCUGGCCCGUGCGCUUGGGGUGCAGUGCUAUGUGUUCAACUGCUCGGAUCAGAUGGAUUACCUGGCCAUGGGGCAGAUUUACAAGGGCCUGGCGCAAACAGGCGCCUGGGGCUGCUUUGACGAGUUCAAUCGGAUUCCAGUCUCUGUCCUGUCAGUCUGCUCUACCCAGUACAAGACUCUUCUGGAUGCCUUGAGGGCGAAGAAAGACAGAUUCGUUUUUGAGGGCACAGAGAUCCCCCUUCGCCACUCUGCCAUGGCCUUCAUCACAAUGAACCCAGGAUACAUAGGCCGUGCUGAGCUUCCCGAAUCCUUGAAAGCCCUCUUCCGCCCCGUCUCCAUGGCGGCGCCAGAUCUGACCCUCAUCUGCGAGAUAAUGUUGAUGGCUGAGGGGUUCCAGGAGGCCAAGACCCUGGCUCGGAAGUUCAUCACGCUGUACAAACUGUGCGAGGACCUCCUCAGCAAGUCCAAGCAUUACGACUGGAAGCUGCGUGCCAUCAAGACGACCCUGUAUGUCGCUGGGGGCAUGAAGCGGGCUGCACCAGAGCUGAGUGAGGAAAAGGUCCUGCUGCGGGCUCUACGGGACUUCAACCUCGGCAAACUCACGGCUGAUGAUGUGGUCGUGUUCAACGGACUGCUGGGGGACCUCUUCCCAUCCCUGCCAUCCACAGUUCCACGAAGCGUGGACCAGGAAUUUGAGAGCAUGGUCAAGGUGUGCGCUCGUGAGCUGGGCUACCAACCAGAGCCCAACUUCUGCCUGAAAGUCUCGCAACUCAAGGAGAUAUUCUCUGUUCGCUGGAGUGUGUUCUUGCUGGGUAACGCUGGCUGUGGGAAAAGUGCUGUCUGGAGGACGCUUGCGCGGACGCUCAAUGCAAUGGGCCAGAAAACUGUGUGGAAGCCUAUCAACCCCAAAUCUGUGACACGGAACGAACUGUAUGGCUUCAUCCAUCCCCAGACGCGCGAAUGGAAGGAGGGCUUGAUAUCAAGCAUCUUUCGAGAAAUGGCCAGCAACAAGACGUGCCGGCACCAAUGGAUUGUGCUGGACGGCGACAUUGAUGCGGAGUGGAUAGAAAGCAUGAACACUGUCAUGGCAAGUCUGGAUGAUAACAAGAUGCUGUCGCUGGCCUCCAAUGAGCGCAUUCCAUUGACAGACACCAUGCGGCUCUUGCUGGAGAUUAACCACAUGAACUACUGCUCCCCUGCUACCGUCUCCCGUGGCGGGGUCAUCUACAUGAAUGACCCGAGUCGCUUCAGGGUGGAGGCUCACUUUGUGAUGGCCUGCAUCUGGGCGUUCGGGGGAGCCCUCUCCUGUGAUGGGGCUGUCGACAGCCAGGCUGCAUUCUCCAAGUGGUGGCGCGGGGAGUUCAAGAGCGUCGCCCUGCCCGCCGAGGGCACUGUCUUCGACUACUAUAUGGACAAUGUCAGCGGGCAAAUGGUGCCCUGGACGCAGCGCAUCCCUGCCAGCAUGCCAGGCCCCCCUCUGACCGCGAGGGACGCAAUUCAGGUCGUGCAGACCCCCGAGUUUGUGGAAACGGUGGAUACUGUGCGGCUGCGCUGGUUGACUGAGACCCUGGUGAAGGCCGGGCAUGCCGUCCUGCUCGUUGGUCCUGCAGGCACGGGGAAAUCAGCGGUGAUGGCACGUGCGCUGGAGAGUAUGGACGGCCAGGGUGUUAUGGUGAACCGGCUGCCGCUCAACUCCUGUCACGACGGCCCAUCCCUGCAAACCAUCCUGGAGCGGCCACUGGAGAAGAAGGCGGGGAUGCGCUAUGGGCCUCGAGGGUCAAAGCGACUCAUCUACUGGCUGGACAAUGUCAACAUGCCGAUUGUUGACAAGUAUGAAACCCAGUCGGCCCUGGAGCUCAUCCGUCAAAGCAUAGACUACGGUGGCUGGUAUGACAAAGCACGAAUCGCAGCCAAGGAGAUCAUGCACACCGGUUAUGUGGCGUGCAUGGACCCGGCAGCCGGCUCAGGCUGCAUCACGCCCCGCCUACAGCGUCACUUUGCAACCUUUGCUGUGACCUGCCCUGCGCCAGCCAGUGCACAAUCUAUUUUCAUCCAGCUGACCAAACCACAUUUCUCUGGAGGGUUCAAGAAGCCUGUGCUUGAGGCAGUGUCGGGUCCCCUGGCAACUGCCAUGGUGGAUCUGCAUGCUGCUGUUCAGUCCUCCCUGCUCCCCAACUCUGUCAAAUUCCACUACAACUUCAACCUGAGGGAGUUGGUGGGAGUUGCUCGCGGGAUGCGAUUGGCCAGUCCAAACCUCCAGACCAACGUCCUUGAGAUCACGAGCGGGGAUGAGAUGAUGUUCAAAGACCUGUGUCAGAAGGUCCUCCGCCGUCACUUCCUGCCCUUUGCAGAGGUAGGGCGGAAGCAAAGCUUGGCUCGUCUGGCUGCCCACAUGCAAGGUCUGGAGGCGAUGCAGCUGUCCCUCACCUCCUCCUACGGUGACCCAGAGUUCAAAAUGGACAUUUUGGCUAUGUGUCGAAAGGCGGGUGUCAAGAACAAGGGAGUGGCAUUCCUCCUGAACGAUGGGCACGUGACAAAGGAGGACUUCCUGGCGCACAUAUCUGAUCUCAUGACGUCUGGGAGCCCCGCUUCACUCUGCAGCCAAGAAGACAAGGAGGGAUUUUGCGAUGGGGUGCGGGCUGAGGUCAAGGCAUCAGGACUGCUCGACACAGCCGAUAACUGCUGGGACUUCUUCACUAAGCGGGUUCAAGACAACCUGCAUCUUGUGCUCUGUUUCAGCCCAGUCAAUCCACAGUUCCGGGGCUGGGCACAGCGCUUCCCAGCCUUGAUUUCCAUCCCCAUUCUCAAUUGGUUCAGGCCUUGGCCAGAAUCAGCAUUGCUCACAGUUGCUGAGCACUCACUGAACGAUGUGCCUGCGCUGGAAGCAGAGGCAUUGCGACACUCGGUUGCGCAGUGCAUGGCAGCUGCACACGCUGCCGUCAUCGCCUGCAACGACAGAUACCUGUCACAGCAUGGCAAGCACAACCACACCACCUCCAAGUCCUUCCUCGAGUUUGUGAAUCUGUUCAAGUCACUGCUGGCAAAGAAACAUGCUGAGCUGCAGGCAUCCAAGACAAGACUUCAGAAUGGUUUGAACAAGAUCCGGCAGGCUGCAGAGGCCGUGCUGGUGCUGCAGGGAGAACUGGCCAAGGAGACGGUCGUGGUGGAGGAGAAGAAGGCGGCGACCCAAGAGCUCAUCGAGUCCAUCAGGCGGGAGAGGGCGGUGGUGGACGAGGCGGUGGGCGCGUCGCAGGCAGAUGAGGAGGAGGCAGCGGCCCUGCAGCGGGAGGUCACCGCCUUCCAGACAGAGUGUGCUGCCGAUCUGGCCACCGCUGAGCCCAUCAUCAAGGAGGCGGAGGCAGCCCUCAACUCCCUGGACAAGGCAUCCCUGGGCGAGCUCAAAUCCUUUGGCAGCCCUGCCAAGGAGGUGGUGGAUGUCCUGGCCGCUGUCAUGAUCCUGGCCUCGAGCGGAGGAAACAUUCCCAAGGACCUGAGCUGGGCUGCGGGGAAGAAGUUUAUGGGCAACGUGGAUGCCUUCCUGCGCUCCCUCCUCACCUUCAAUAAGGAUGGUCUGCACGUGCCCAAUGUGGAACGUGUGGAGAAGGAGUACCUGUCGCAGCCGGGUUUCAGGCCUGAGUCCAUCAAGUCCAAAUCCAGUGCCGCCGCUGGGCUGUGCGCCUGGGUGCUCAACAUCUGCAAGUACUUCAGGGUCUAUCAAGUGGUUGCCCCCAAGCGGGCGGCCCUGGCUGAGGCCAACCAGAGGCUGGCUGUGGCAAGCCAAAAGCUGACCGCCAUCCGCGCGGUCGUGGCGGACCUGAACGCCAAGGUGGCGGCGCUGGAGAGCAACCUCCUGCGCGCCACAGAGGAGAAGAACACUGCCAUCUCACAGGCCGAUCGGACGGCGAGCAAGGCAGACAUCUCAAGGCGGCUGAUUGCGGGACUGGCAGGCGAGAAUGAGCGUUGGGCAGCCACCGUGGCCGAGAUGGAGGAUGAAGAGGGAACUCUGCUGGGCCGAGUGCUGCUCACCAGCGCCUUUAUCACAUAUGCGGGAGCCUUCAAUGCUCAGCUGCGUGGAUCACUGGUGGAGGGCACCUGGAGACCCCACAUUCUGGCGGCUGGUAUUCCUCUGGAGCCAGAGUUCAGUCCCUUGGACCUCCUCAUCACCAGCGUUCUGAGGACAUCCUGGUCCCAGAACGGGCUGCCAAGUGAUGCUCUAUCCGUGGAGAACGCAGCCAUCCUCACCAAUGCAUCUCAGUGGCCGCUGCUGAUUGACCCUCACAAGCAGGGUCUCAAGUGGCUCUUGGCUCAGGAAGAGUCCACGGGAAUGAGGGUGCUGCAGCAGGACAGUGAGAACUUCAUGGCAACGGUGCGGCAGUGCAUACAGGAAGGGAUCCCUCUUGUCAUUGAAAAUUUGCCAGAGAAGCUUGACCCGGCGCUGGACCCGGUCUUGCAGAAGACGAUCGUCAAGAAGGGUGGCUCACAUGUUUGGGUUCUUGGAGACAUCGAGGUCGACUACAACCCCGCCUUCAGGCUCUACCUCCAGACCGAGAUCUCCAGCCCACACUUUGGGCCAGAGAUCGCGGCGCAAUGUACCAUAGUGAACUUCUCCGUCACUCCAGAGGGUCUCGAGGAGCAGCUCUUGACCACGGUUGCGGGGCACGAGCGCCCAGAUCUGCAGGCCAGCGCAGCAGAGAUCGUGCGUUCCCUGGGCGCACUCUCUGCCCAGCUCCAGAGUCUGGAAGACGACCUGCUGGCGAGGCUGGAGGCAGCGGAUGGGAACAUUCUAGAGGACAUGGGCCUCGUGGAGGGCCUGGAGGCCACAAAGGCGACGGCCGCAAACGUGGAGGACAGGGUUGCAGAAGCGAGGGAGAAUGAGGCCAUUAUCCUCCAGUCCUUGGAAACAUACAGACCCGUGGCCAUCCGCGCUGCAAUCAUCUUCUUCAUCAUGGAUUCGCUGCCGGCCCUGGACCGCGUCUACCUCUUCUCCAUGGCCGCCUUUGUGAUGUCUGUCUCCAGCGCUGGAGGCAUGGGUAGCCUGGAUGCAACUGACACCAGCGCGCGGGUGCAGCAGCUCGUAGUGGACAUAACAACUGCCCUCUUCCGGUACAUGUGCCAGGCACUGUUUGAGCGGCACAAGCUCGUGGCAGCCACGCAGCUGUGCGUGCGAGUGCUGCUGCGGGGAGGCAGCGUCUCUGCUGCAGCGGCAGCCUGCCUGACGAACGGCUCCGAGGGUCUGGAAGCCCCACCUCCAAACCCCCUGGCGGACUGGAUGAGCGACUCCAGCUGGCGAGCGGUGGCCAACCUUGCGCGAGUAUCAGGCUUUGAAACGCUGCUGCACGAGCUGGUCGGCCUGCCCAAGCGAUGGAGGGAGUGGGCUGAGCUGGCCCGCCCAGAGGAAGUCCUGCUGCCCGGAGAGUGGAAACGGGCUGGCUCGCUGGAGAGGCUGCUGGUGCUGAGGGCCCUCCGGCCAGACAGACUGACGCAGGCCACCGAGCUGUUCGUUGCUUCCACGCUUGGGCCCAAAUUUGCAGCCAGCCAGCCAUGGAGCCUGGACGACGCUUACAAGGAACCCGCUGCCAUGCGGCAGCUGGAGAAGGCUUUCCGUGAGGGCGCUUGGGUCCUCCUGCAGAACAUACACCUCACUCUGGACUGGACCAGGGGUGCCCUCUCCACCUUUGUGAGCCAGCUGCCCCAAAGGGGAGCUCAUGCCAACUUCAGGACAAUCGUGUUUGGCUUGUGCUACUAUCAUGCUGUCAUCAUUGAGCGAAAGCGAUUCGGAGUGGGUAACCUCCUUGGAGCCACUUCCGGCGUGGGCUGGAACAUGAACUACCCGAGGCUCUCUCGUGCCUACAUCACAUCUCUGUUCCAGGAGGCACUGCUCGAUGGCGCUGAGAUCUUCCCUGGCAUGUCCCCCCCGCUGUCCUCCUUGAACCAUGCACAGGCAAGCCUGCUGCCUGUGCUGGAAUGGCUGUCUGAGGCCCUGCCUCCCGAAGCCCCCGCUGCAUACGGCUUGCACGCCAAUGCCGCUUUGGGGUCGAGCCAGCUGGAGACCCGGGCCUUCAGUGAGGCACUUUGCUCCCUCCAGGUUGAGGGGGAUGACAGGGGCAAGGAGGAGGUCGUUGCAGAGGCUGAAGUCGACUCUGAUUUCAUGGAGAGUGAGCGGCUGAAUGCCCUCCUCCACAUUCUGCGAUCGGAUCUCGGGGAGCUGGAGCUCGGCCUGCGUGGGGACCUGGCGAUGUCGGCGACGAUGGAGCAGAUCCGCUCGGCACUGACCAGCAGUCGGGUGCCACCGUCUUGGAUCGCCGCAUCCUACCCCACCAUGAGGAACCUUGCGUCCUGGCUGGAGGACCUGAGCCAGCGUGCCCAGCAGCUGGAGAACUGGACCCGCGCAAUGGAGCCUCCACCCGUGGUGUGGCUCCCUGGGCUCUUCAAUCCCAUGGCCUUCCUGACCGCCGUCUUACAGACCACCGCUCGUCAGCAGGGCUGGGCGCUGGACAGGACGCUGCUUGUGACGGAGGUCACACGUCGUGCGUGUGAGGCUGUCUCAGAGCCCGCACGCGAGGGGGCAUACAUCCAUGGGCUGACACUGGAGGGGGCACACUGGGACGAGAAGGCAGGGUGUCUGGAGGAUGCUCGGCACAAGGUCCUCUCCUGCCGCAUGCCCGUGAUGCACAUCAGGGCCCUCCCUGUGGGAAGCUUUGAGACCAGGGAUGUCUACGAAUGCCCAGUCUAUGCCACCCAGAUCCGUUUCAGGCAGGAGGUGUUCUCCGUGUCCCUGCGAUCUAAGCAGCCGUGGACAAAGUGGGCCAAGGCAGGUGUCUGCCUCAUGCUCGAAGCUCCCCAGCUCUGA